UCGACCCGAUUGAACCAACCAAGGGUUUAACAAAAGAAAACAUCAAAGUCAUUCACUCACACCUUCCCGCGCCUGAAAAUUCAGUGUUGUCAGUGAGAGGGGUUUAGGUCAAAAUUCGCAACAAUGGACGACGAAAUGGCAAUGGAUUCUCCUUUCUUCGAUCCUCAAGACCUCACCACUCGACAGAAGCUCCGCAGAUACGGGAAGUGGCAUUUAAAUUCAGGUGCCUCAGUCGAGCAAGAUUACUCGGCUUCUAAGUUAAGUGAAAGUGGGCUGUUUUAUGAUGGACAAAACAUCCAUAGUCCUACUAAUCCCGCACUUAUUCUUGAAAAUAUUAAACAAGAGGUUGAGAGUCUUGACACUGAUUACUUGGAAGAUAAGUCUUUGUAUUCCUCUAGAAAGAGGUUAUCUGCUGAUAUUCCUGGAGUUCCUGGCAUGGAUGAUGGUUUUGACUCUGUACGAUAUUCAUUAAAGGCUUGUAAGCAAGAAGGUGACUCAUUGGGAGAUGAUGCAGACAAUAUAUUUAAUCUGUUUGCUUCUCUAUUUGAUUCCUCUUUGACUGGAAUGAUGCCUAUUCCUGAUCUGAUACUAAGAUUUGAAAAUGAGUGUCGAAAUGUUUCAGAGUCUAUCAGGUAUGGUUUGAACAUAAGGCAUCGAGUUGUUGAGGACAAAUUAAUGAGGCAGAAGGCUCAGCUCCUGCUUGAUGAGGCGGCAACAUGGUCUCUCUUGUGGUUCCUUUAUGGGAAAGUGAUGGAAGAGCUCUCCAAAGAGAAAAUACUGGUGAAAGAAACAUCACAUGUAGUGGCUUGUGAGUUUGUUGUGGAGGACCAUAUAGCUCAAUUGUGCCUUAGGGUAGUCCAGUGGUUAGAAGGUUUAGCUUCCAAAGCACUUGACUUGGAGGCAAAGGUGCGUGGAUCUCAUGUUGGUAGUUAUCUCCCAAGCAGUGGUGUUUGGCAUCAUACUCAACGUUACCUAAAGAAAGGAACUUCUGAUAGAAACCUUGUUCAUCACCUGGACUUUGAUGCUCCAACUCGCGAAAAUGCAAAUGUUUUGCCCGAUGACAAAAAACAAGAUGAAUCUCUUCUAGAGGAUGUAUGGACUCUUCUAAGGGCUGGAAGGCUAGAAGAGGCGUGUGGACUUUGCCGAUCUGCUGGACAGCCAUGGAGAGCUUCCACUCUGUCUCCUUUUGGAGGUUUGAACCUGUUCCCUUCUGUUGAAGCUCUGAUGAAGAAUGGCAAAAAUAGGACUUUGCAAGCUGUUGAAUUUGAAAGUGGCAUUGGUCAUCAGUGGCAUCUUUGGAAAUGGGCUUCCUAUUGCGCAUCAGAGAAAAUAGCAGAGCUAGGUGGGAAAUAUGAAGCAGCUGUGUAUGCAGCUCAAUGCAGCAACCUCAAACGGAUGCUUCCGCUCUGCACAGACUGGGAGUCAGCAUGCUGGGCAAUGGCAAGAUCUUGGCUAGAUGUGCAGGUAGACUUGGAAGUCACUCGUUCACUGCCAGGAGGAGUUGAUCAAAAUAGAAAUUUUGGAGAUGUAAUUGACCGAAGUCCUGGACAAGUUGAUGGUUCCUUUGAUCCUUCAAGUGGACCUGAAAAUUGGCCAAUUCAAGUUUUGAAUCAACAACCACGACAACUUUCAUCUCUUCUGCAAAAACUUCAUUCAGGGGAAAUGAUCCAUGAAACUGUUACGCGGCAAUGCAAGGAUCAACAACGACAAAUUCAGAUGAGCUUAAUGCUAGCAGACAUACCACAUGUAUUAGACCUUAUAUGGUCAUGGAUAGCACCCUUGGAAGACGAUCAGAAUGUAUUUAGGCCUCACGGAGAUCCUCAGAUGAUACGAUUUGGUGCACAUCUAGUCCUUGUGCUUAGAUAUUUACUUCGCGAGGAAAUGGAGGCUGCUUUCAGGGACAAGAUUCUGAGCGUUGGUGAUAAUAUUUUACACCUGUAUGCCCAAUUUCUGUUUUCAAAGGAGCAUGAGGAGUUGGUAGGCAUAUAUGCUUCUCAGCUUUCUCGUCACCGUUGCAUAGACCUCUUUGUUCACAUGAUGGAACUUAGGCUGCACAGCAGCGUACAUGUCAAAUACAAGAUAUUCCUUUCUGCUAUGGAAUAUUUGCCAUUUUCUUCGGUGGACGAAUCAAAGGGUAGUUUUGAAGAGAUUAUUGAGAGAGUUUUGUUGAGAUCUCGAGAGGUCAAGAUUGGCAAAUAUGACAACCUCUCAGAUGUUGCAGAACAGCACAGACUGCAGAGUCUUGAAAAAGCUAAAGUCAUCCAGUGGCUUUGCUUCACACCACCAUCAACCAUUACUAAUGUGAAAGAUGUUAGUAAAAAACUUCUUCUUCAAGCAUUGGAACAUAGCAAUGUGCUCUUCAGGGAGUUUGCCUUGAUUUCUAUGUGGAGAGUACCAGCAAUGCCUAUAGGUGCCCACACAGCUCUUGGUUUUCUUGCUGAGCCCUUGAAACAACUUGCAGAGACUCUUGAGACCUCCGAGCAUCAUAAUGUUUUUGAGGAUCUGAGAGAGGUUGAAGAAUGGCGCGAGUAUUACUCCUGUGAUGCAACCUACCGCAAAUGGCUUAAAAUUGAAUUGGAGAAUGCAGAAGUUCUUGUCUCUGAAUUGUCACUAGAGGAAAAGGAAAGGGCUAUUUCAGCAGCUAAGGAAACACUGACUGCGUCUCUUUCACUGCUAGAAAGAAGAGAAACACAGUGGCUCGCUUCUACUGAUAAUAUAUAUGAAUCAGCUGAACCUGUUUUCCUUGAACUUCAUGCAACUGCGAUGCUCUGCCUGCCAUCUGGAGAUUGUUUGUGUCCAGAUGCUACUGUAUGCACCACACUGAUGAGUGCCCUCUACUCUUCUGUUGGUGACGAGGUUGUCUCAAAUCGACAGCUAAUGGUGAAAGUCUCUAUAUCUUCGAGGGACAAUUAUUGCAUUGAUAUUGUUCUUCGUUGCUUAGCAAUAUUUGGUGAUGGAUUUGGACCACAUGAUAUCAAUGACGGUGGCAUUCUUAGCACCAUUUUGGCUGCUGGUUUUAAAGGUGAGCUUCCUCGGUUUCAGGCUGGAGUUACAAUGGAAAUAUCCCGAUUGGAUGCUUGGUAUUCCAAUAAAGAUGGCAUCCUAGAGUUUCCUGCAACAUACAUUGUGAAAGGACUUUGUCGCAGGUGCUGUCUCCCAGAAGUCAUUCUUCGUUGCAUGCAAGUUUCUGUUUCUCUUAUGGGAUCAGGAGUCCAGCCAGAUUCCCACGAUAGCUUGAUUGAACUGGUCGGCAGUCCUGAAACUCGCUUUCUUGACUUGUUCAGUCAACAACAAUUACAGGAGUUUUUAUUGAUGGAGAGGGAAUACUCAAUCUGCAAAAUGGAGCAUACACAGGAAUGAUUAUUACCCAUUGAGAAGAACAUGAUCCAGUGCUUUAUCUAGAGCUACAAUUUUGAAAGAAUGUAUUUUUAUAACGCUUGCAUUUUGUUAUUUAUGUAGUUAUUGUUGUACUGUCAAGAAAGAAAAGAGGGCGGAUGAAAGUGUCUUCUGAUAUUGUUUGUACUCGAUCUUUAAAAAAUAUUCCUUAUUUGUAUAUAUAUUAAUAUAAUGUCUUUUUUUUUUUACAAGAUAUUAAUAUAAUGUCUUAUGUCUUA
Trifolium pratense (red clover) is the source of this 3614-nucleotide messenger RNA. RefSeq names its product nuclear pore complex protein NUP107. NCBI's taxonomy places the organism in Eukaryota, Viridiplantae, Streptophyta, Magnoliopsida, Fabales, Fabaceae. Gene Ontology annotation, molecular function: structural constituent of nuclear pore. The coding region runs from base 124 to 3360 and encodes 1078 amino acids. The transcript has 24 exons. The record is from RefSeq and is a predicted model, not a curated record. Gene Ontology annotation, biological process: protein import into nucleus; mRNA export from nucleus; regulation of DNA-templated transcription. Gene Ontology annotation, cellular component: nuclear pore; nuclear pore outer ring.